AAAAAGAGAACGAAAUCAAAAGAACACAGCGUCAAUGUUGCUGCAGCUCACACUCGUCCGGUGUCAUCGUUGUCGGGUGGAGGAAAGCAAACCAGCUUUUGCUCUACUCUAAAAGCUCCGGACUGCUUCUGCUUCUGCUUCUGCUUCUAUGGUUUUGUUAAACCAAAAGUUUGCCUCCUCGAAAUUUGUGCAUUUCGUGGAUUUGGGUCAUCUUCCUUUUGGUGUGUUGCUCGGAAAUGGUUCUUAGAGGUUUGAAUUUGAGCGGGUUUCGGUUUCGGUUUCGCGCAUGAUCUUUUGGUGGGUUUUAAGAUCUUGUGGAAAUGGCUUAUGGAUGUAUGGUAAUUUUUGUGGGUUUUUGAUGUUGGGACGGAUUUUUGAGGUUAUGCGUGGAGAAAUAAUAUUUUGCUGGUUUUGGAUAUUUAUCUAGUUAGAGUCAGCUAUGUCUAUGAACAAUAAUAAUCCACCUAAGAGUCUCGGAGCCUCUUCAUCGCCCUUUGGCAAUAUCGGUAUGGGAGGUCAAUCUAUGUCUGCAAAUCCCGCAUUUCAACAAUCACAAGCCCAAACACAGAUUGGGGCUGGUUACCAAGGUCAGUUUCAGUUCUCCCAAGCACAGGCUAUUGCCCAGGCUUCAAAAGCCCAUGCACAUGCCCAAGCUCAAGUGGCUAACGCCCAAUUCCAAGCUCAGUUGCAAGCUCAGGCGAUGGCCCUUAACCAGAACCAAGCAGUUGGCAUUGCGAAUUUGGGGUCGUCUUCACCCUCCUUUUCCACACCUGGGAAUGGCAGUGCCAAGCGCUACCCCCAAAAACCACCAGUACGCCCUUCUGGUGUUUCUCCCACACACAUGAUGUCACCUAUGAGAACCAUGGAACUCAACCCUGCUGCUCGUAAAAAGAAGCAGAAGCUUCCUGAUAAACUGCUACAAGACAAAAUAGCCACCAUUCUGCCUGAAUCUGCUCUCUACACCCAGCUUCUCGAGUUUGAGGCUCGUGUUGAUGCUGCCCUUGCAAGAAAGAAAGUCGACAUCCAAGAGGCCCUUAAAAGCCCGCCUUGCAUUCAGAAAACGAUGCGGAUUUAUGUUUUUAACACUUUUGCUAACCAGGUUCGCUCGAUUCCACAGAAGCCAAAUGCUGAUCCCCCUACUUGGACACUUAAAAUAGUUGGGAGGAUCUUGGAAGAUGGGGUUGAUCCUGACCAGCCUGGAAUGGUCCAGAAAUCAAAUCCCUUUUAUCCAAAGUUCUCAUCUUUCUUCAAGAGAGUAACAAUUUCUUUGGAUCAGAGACUAUAUCCUGAGAAUCAUAUCAUUUUGUGGGAAAAUGCUCGAUCACCUGCAAUUCAUGAGGGCUUCGAGGUGAAGAGAAAAGGUGACAAAGAAUUUACUGUGAACAUACGGUUGGAAAUGAAUUAUGCGCCUGAGAAGUAUAAGCUUUCUCAACCGUUGAUGGAAGUUCUUGGUAUUGAGGUUGAAACCCGACCUAGGAUUAUAGCUUCAAUCUGGCACUAUGUGAAGGCUAGGAAAUUGCAGAACCAGCAUGACCCUUCUUUCUUUAACUGUGAUCCACCACUUCAGAAAGUAUUUGGGGAGGAAAGGAUGAAAUUCACCAUGGUAUCGCAGAAGAUAUCUCAGCAUUUGUUCCCCCCACAACCUAUACAUUUGGAGCAUAAGAUAAAGCUUUCAGGAAAUAGUCCAGCUGGAACUGCAUGUUAUGAUGUGUUGGUUGACGUUCCUUUUCCAAUUCAAAGGGAACUGUCUGCUCUUUUGGCCAACUCCGAGAAGAACAAAGAGAUUGAUACCUGUGAUGAAGCAAUAUGUGCAGCUAUAAGAAAAAUCCAUGAGCAUCGUCGCAGGCGAGCCUUUUUCCUUGGGUUUAGUCAAUCUCCUGUGGAAUUUAUCAAUGCACUGAUUGAAUCUCAAAACAAAGAUUUAAAGCUUGUAGCUGGAGUAGCAAGCCGUAGUGCUGAAAAAGAGAGGCGAUCAGAUUUCUUCCACCAACCAUGGGUCGAAGAUGCUGUUAUCCGGUAUCUGAAUCGUAAGCCAGGUGCAGGAGGUGAUGCUGCGCCUGGAAGCAUAUGAUGUGAGGGGACUGUUGAGCUCUUGCCCGGGGUGUGUGCCACUGCCAGCCCCCUUUGUAUUCUUAUUUGUUAAGCAAAUGUAGGAGGAUAUAGGAUUGCCUUUUCUAGUGUAGGACGAGGAGGGAGGACAGACGCUGACGCUGCUCGCAGAUUGUUGAACCAUGGCAGAAAAUAUAGAGCUUGUUCUGUUUGUUGUAACCAUUAAAUUUUGCCAUGUACUUGCUGUGCUGCUGAACUGCUGAUUUAGGGUUAAUGUACAAACAUGUUGACAGUUUUAUUUAUCAUCUAUGCUCUCAAUUUGUAACGUACAAAUGAUGUUUUAUCCUUUGGAAUCCUCCCCCUCUCUUUUCUU
Molecule: messenger RNA, 2422 nt
Organism: Pyrus x bretschneideri (Chinese white pear)
Lineage: Eukaryota; Viridiplantae; Streptophyta; Magnoliopsida; Rosales; Rosaceae
Product: SWI/SNF complex component SNF12 homolog
Exons: 3
Coding region: 440-2071 (543 amino acids)
Biological process (GO): regulation of transcription by RNA polymerase II
Cellular component (GO): nucleus; SWI/SNF complex
Source: RefSeq, a predicted model, not a curated record